GCAGCGAUACGUCACCGGCGCCGCCAUAUUGGUUGAGGCAAGAGUAGCAUGCGUCGCUGUUGACGUUCGAUCCAGCAGCCAAUGAGCGGUCUAGUGGUUCAUACGUCCACGCGUCUGAGAGACAGACUACAGCACAGAGAGGGACGCGGGAGCUCAGCUCAACCAAACACGGAAAAUAAAGCGGUGACAGACAUGUUGCAGCGGGUCCAGAAGCUCUUGAGAUUGAAUGUUUGUGGUCAUGUGUGUGUGAGACAUGUGAAGAGCAGAACCCAUCUGCCCGUCCUCACCCUCUUCACUAAGCAUCCGUGUCCUCUGUGUGAUGAAGCGAAGGAAAUACUUGAGCCGUAUAAACACAGGUUUGAGUUGCAGGAGGUUGACAUCAGUCUGCAAGAGAACAGCGUUUGGAUGGACAGAUACAGAUUUGACAUCCCUGUCUUUCAUUUGAACGGACAGUUUCUCAUGAUGCAUCGUGUCAACACAACUCUUCUAGAAAGAGCUCUGGAGAAAGCGAGUGUGUGAUCAUUCAUCUGUGUGUUCAUGCGUCACAUGCUGUCUGUGUGGACUGUAAUUGAUUGAUAACGUGAAAUAAAGGCCGUUCAUACAG
Molecule: messenger RNA, 604 nt
Organism: Triplophysa dalaica
Lineage: Eukaryota; Metazoa; Chordata; Actinopteri; Cypriniformes; Nemacheilidae
Gene: c22h5orf63
Product: chromosome 22 C5orf63 homolog
Exons: 4
Coding region: 82-519 (145 amino acids)
Source: RefSeq, a predicted model, not a curated record